This is a messenger RNA of Pseudopipra pipra, 2990 nucleotides long. RefSeq names its product IQ motif containing with AAA domain 1 (gene DRC11). Lineage: Eukaryota; Metazoa; Chordata; Aves; Passeriformes; Pipridae. The record is from RefSeq and is a predicted model, not a curated record. The coding region runs from base 93 to 2525 and encodes 810 amino acids. Gene Ontology annotation, molecular function: protein binding; ATP hydrolysis activity; ATP binding. The transcript has 19 exons.
CGGAACGGCCCCGCGGGCGGCAUCGGGCUCGGGGUGGGUGCCCCGCUCUGGGGGUCGGGCUCGGGUUCCGGCUCUCGGGGUCGCUGCCCAGCAUGUCCCAGGCCACUUACUGUAAGAUGUGGGCAGACGCCCAGAAAGACCUGGACAUCCUGCUCCAGAAAGAGAGGGAAGAGUUCCUGCAGCCAGAGACGAACCUCGGGAAGGUGUCCAAGAUGUUGGCCACUUCCUACAUCCAGUACAUGGAAAUCUUCCGUAGCCUGGCGGCCGCCUACAACCACCUCAUCCACCAGCAGAAGCGCGCGGCGAUCCGGCCGGUGCUGGAUGGCGUCAUGGGCCGCAUCCUGGAGAUUAAAAUGGAGAUGGUGAAGCUGGACAACUCCGAGUGCCAGUACCUGGAGGACAUCCUGAUGGAGCUAAAUCGCCCCCUGGAAGACAUAGAAAUACCCAUCCCAAAGUAUUUCAUUGAAGAAAAUCUGGAAGUUCUGCAGCAGAGGGAGAAAACCCUUGAUGAGAUUUUGCUGAAUGCUGGUUUGCAAGAGCAGAAACCUGUCGAGGCCAUGACACUUCCAGAGGCCAUCAAGUUGAUCCAGGUGGCAGAACGGGCUCGCCAGGGCCGCAGUCGAGCAAGGUUCAUGAAGAAAAUUUACCUGGAAGAGAAAAGAACAACUAAACAAGAGGAGCAGAUGGGUCGGAGUCCAGAUGAUGCUGCCACUUGCAUUCAAAAGGUUUGGCGUGGAUAUGUCCAGCGCAAGAGAACAGAGAAAAUGAGAGAAGAGGAAAUGAUAUUCCUGGGGAUCACUCUCCCUCCUCACUUAGAGGCAACCAGUAGUUUUCAGAAGUUUGCUGAGAAAGUAAAGGCCCUGCAAGGUGAUGUCCAGGAGAGACAGGAUGAAAUAUCCUUCAAGGACAAGCUGAGAGAAACAGAGGGGCCCCACAUCAAGGAAACACUCCAGGAUCAGCUCAGCCAGUGCUUCACGGAGUGCCGGCAUAUCACAGGCAGAUUUCCUGAUUAUCCCCCUGAGAAGGCAGGAGGGUCAAAAGCUAUUUUUUCUGAAAAAACUCCAGAGCAGGUCGCUGAAGAACUGGCUGCCAAACAGGAGGCGGAGAAAGCAGAGCAAAAGGGGAAAGAUGAAAAAGAACAGAAGGAACAGGCAAAAGAAAAAAAGCCACAGAAAGCUGGAAAGAAAGUAGAGGAUGAAGGCUGGAAAAUGGGUCCCAGUAAUUUCCUUUCAAUACUGGAGGAAGGAAGCAGUCAAUUCAAAGUCUUUUGGCAGAACAGAGACAACGAAUCGGAUUUUCUCCAGGAUCACGACCCAGAGCUGAUCAAAGAAGGGAAGCGUGAAGAAGUGGAGGAAGAGAUCAGAGUGCAGGUUGCUGAAUUGAUGGAAGAGAAACUGAGGAAUCUCAAACUGCAUGUGGAUGGAGAGAAGGUCAGCACUCAGAAAAAAGGUGGAAAAGCUGAAAAGGCAGGUAAGGCAUCUGCAAAGAAGAAGAUACCUGAGAUGGAGAGAGAUCUAACCCCUGACAGGACCAUUGAUUCCCUGUACCAGGAACUUGCAGAAGGAGGAUUGCUGAUCAAAGCCCAGGCCGUGAAUCUCUCCGAUUACAUUGGCAACUACGACUGUCUGAGGAGCAGCCUCCGUGGGACGGGGGCACAGCCCUUGCCCUCUGCCCCCGACGUCAGGCAGCUCGUGGCCCUGUAUGGAAUAUUGCCCUUAGGUUCCCAAAUGGUCCAUGAGAAUGCUCCCUUGGUGAAAUCCGUGUUACUGGCUGGACCCGCUGGUGUUGGAAAGAAAAUGUUGGUCCAUGCUAUCUGCACAGAAACAGGAGCCAACCUCUUCAACUUAACUCCUUCCAACAUUGCUGGGAAAUACCCAGGCAGGGAGGGCCUGCUAAUGAUGCUUCAUAUGGUUCUCAAGGUGGGAAAGGAAUUGCAGCCUUCAGUCGUGUGGAUUGGAGACACAGAGAAAAUGUUUUCUAAAGCGGCACCGAAGGGAGAGGAAGAGGCGAAUUCCAAGCGGCUGGGGAAGAUGCUGCCCCAGUUCCUGAAGGCUCUGAAACCAAAGGACAGAGUGCUGCUGGUGGGAACCACCACCCGGCCCUUCGAGGCCAAUAUUGGACCUUUCUGCAAAGUCUACCAGAAAAUCAUCCUGAUUCCUGCACCUGACUACAUGUCAAGAUUUGCUUUAUGGAAGCACUUCAUCCUGCAGAACGGUGGAGCCUUCUCCAGCUUGGAGAACCUGAGCUGCCUGGCCCAGGUGUCCGAUGGCUUCACCCAGGGACAAAUCCUGGACGUGGUACAGACUGUCCUGAGCGAGCUGAGGCUCCUGCAGAUGCCCAGGAAGCCACUGAGGACUGUGGAGUUUGCAACUUCUCUAGCCAGACACAUCCCAGUGUACAAAGAGGAGCAGGAAACAUUUGAGGCUUGGUAUGCAAAGACACCGCUGGGGAGAGCCUGGAGCACAGCACUGGCAGAAAGGGAAGCUGAAGAUGGAAAAGCAAAGAAAGGAAAAGGGAAAAAGUAACUUCAAGAUUUUUGCAUCUGGCAACUCUAGUCACAGCUCUACUUCACUGGGAAGGGGAAGACAUUAGGAAAGCAGACAUGGAAGAAUAAUGCACCUCAGGUUAUAGGUAUUCCAGGAAAGAAAAUUCCUUUCUGAGUGAAUUUUAAAAUGUUUAAAAAAAUCCAAAGAGACAUCAAUGUGACAUGUAGCUCUCAGAGGAUAAAGAGUUAAUGACCACUGGCUUCUCAAGCAUUAUUUAUUCUAAGAGAUUUUAGGGGGCAAGAGGGUUCAUUACUCAGGACUGUAACAUGCCAUCAACUUUUAGGCUACACUCAUUUAUUUCAGCAAGUAACUCUCCUUAAAAAUUGAUGUCACAUUAAUGCCUUUCAUUACUUUAAUAUCCUAUAUGCUUUAUAAAACUAACUACUUUCUGUAUCUGUAGGUCUAACGCAUUACAGUUCCCAAUAAAACUAUUACAGCUAUGAA